UAACAAGCGCAAAUAUAUUUUAUCUAUAAAUAUCAAGUUCAAGCAGACUGAAAAACAGCCUAUUUCAUAAAUAACUUCUAUAUUUGCCAAUUUCACUGCGGUGCUAAUUAUCUUGUUAAUACAAUCUCCAAAAUGGUUAUCCAAUCGGAAGACAUUAAAAGAUGGAUCGACGAAAUAAUGCAGAAGAAAAAUAUAAAUAACUACCAACUAGAAGUGGCCGAAUCGAACUCGAAGGAUGGUUACAGUGCAUCCAUGAAGUUUAUCAGAGUAACCGCUAAAGAAGGAAUUGUCUUCGAUAUGAUCGUUAAAGCCGGUAAUGACGACGAUAAGUUGAGAGAAAAGUGCACUAUGGAAGACAUGUAUCUCAGAGAAAUUCUCGUCUAUUCGGAGGUAUUUCCAGCCAUAGAAGACUUCCAGCGAGAGUACAACAUCAAAAACCGUUUCAAACACUACCCCGAACUCUACAACAUUUGCAAAGAGUACAAAAAAGAAGUGUUGGUGUUGCAAAAUGUGAAAACUCUAGGUUACCAAUUACACGAAAAGACCAAAUUGCAUAAUUUAGAUCACAUUCUAUACGUGUUACGCACGUACGCCAAAUGGCACGGAGCCAGUCUUGCACUAAAGACAAAAAAACCGGAAUUAUUCCACAAUUUAACCAAAGAAAUGACCGAUCUGAUGCGCACCAUUCUGAUCGAUUCUAAAAUGAUUGAAAGCUUUGGCGAUUAUUUCACCAAAGCUUUAGAUCUGCUGAAACGAAACGGUAGAGAAGAAGUAGCCAAGAAAAUUGAAGAAUAUUGCGAUUUAGAAAAAAUUUUAACAAAAUUGACUCUUUCAACUGAUAAAGAUGCCGAAAAGGAAGCCGUUAUUUUGCACGGAGAUUGCUGGAAUAAUAAUAUAAUGUUUAAAUACGAAAGCAACGAUUUAUCGAAACCAAUCGAUAUUGUGCUAAUCGAUUUCCAAGCAUCCAGACUGGCCUCGCCAAUUUUAGAUCUAUCUUACUACUUAUACGCAGUUGCUGAUAAAUCUACUUUAGAAAAAAUCGAUUAUCUGCUGGGAGAAUACCACAAGGAGCUCGGGGAUUACCUCAAGCAAUACGAAAUCGACGUGAAUCGUAUUCUCACGCUACAAAGAUUGAAGGAGUCAUGGAAAAAGUACGGUAGAUACGGAUUGGUUCUCACUCCGUUUAUCACGCGCGUGGAACUUUGCGGAGACGAUGAAAGAAUCGAUUUCAUGGAUAAAAUAGGAGAUGGAAGCAUAACGGAUUCGGCUAGCAACAUCUCGAAGCAAGAAGAAUACGACAGGAGAGUCUUGAAUGUUUUCGUUCAUUUCUACGAAAAGUUUUUAGCAUAGAAAAAUAAAUAUAUUUAUCAAAACUAAUUAGCGGUUUCAUUAACGGAGAAUGAGUUGA
Phyllotreta striolata is the source of this 1408-nucleotide messenger RNA. Lineage: Eukaryota; Metazoa; Arthropoda; Insecta; Coleoptera; Chrysomelidae. The record is from the annotation of a GenBank genome assembly.